UUUUGUUUGUGCGUGUAUUUCUUUUUUAUAUCGAAGCGAUAGCCUAUUGGCCUUCAUUUUGGACGAUAAGACGUCUGUGUUUUAUUAAUACUAUAUCGGAAUUGUUAUGAAUUGUUUUAUUGUUGGCUUGCUUGCAAAGAAUAUUGUGACUUUUCUUGAUUUGUUUAAAAAUCCAAUUUUAUCAUCAAAAAUUUUGGAUCACAACAAAGGAAAAACCCAGAGCGUUAUAUGACUUAGAAAACAUAGAAGAAAUGUAAUUAAAAUGGAUUUAUUUAAGCGGUUAGGGCUGCUAAUAGUGUUUUCCAUAAUUACAAAUCAUUCCGCCUCUAGUCCAAGUUCUAUUCAUGCAACUUCAAUAACAAAGGAGAAGUACCAAAGGCAUGCUGACCAGAGCCUUCAUUCCACCCUUGUCAAUAUAGACGAUAGGUUAAGAACCAUAGAAAGCAUACACUAUAGUGUGAAAAGGCAUGAAAUCUCAUUAGACAGGAUUCUCAAUAAAGUUGAAUCGAUCGACUCCCGUUCAGUUAGAAUGCAAACAAUUUUGGAAAUGAAACUGGACGCAUUAAGUCAAGCAAUAAUCUCGACCGAGUUUAAGCAUGAAUGGCUCUUGAACCAGUUAAGAAAAUACGAAUCAAAUCAAGAAAGAUUGAGCUUAAAAAUGAACUCCCUCGAAGUAAAAUUGGAUGAUAUAACACAAAAAACACAGUUAAGUCAAGAAUCCUUCUUCAAUAAAAUUGAAGACAAACAAGACAAAAUUCAAUACAAAAUCAAUGAGUUAACAAUGAUAACCGGCAAUUUGAAACAACAGUCAAGCAGCAUUGAACAAUCUGUUAACAAAACAAAUGGUGAUGUCAUGAAGAGGUUGAAGGAAAUUGAACAGCAAGUCAAUAGAAACGAUGAAUUGGAAAAAUUGACGGUAAGCUUGAACGGAAUUCACAGCCACUUGAAUCAAUCAGAUUCACUUUGGACGCAAAACGACGGCCCUGGAAUUUCGAAAAAUGAAAAAAUGAUCGAUUAUAUCAAAGGGGAAAUAAAUGCAGAAGUUCAGAAACUUGGAAAUAAGAUACACAACAUGUACCAUGAAAUUUGGCAAAAGACUGAUAAUUUGGUCGGACAAAUCAAAGAUGGCUUUACUGAGACGAACCAGACACAGAAAAUCAUAGUCGAUGAUUUGAAAAACUUACUAGUGGAACAGAGGGAUAGUGAAAACUUCAUAGAUUUAAGUAUGGACAAAGUUCUAUCAGUGUUUCAUAAAAGGCUCAAUGACAUACAGAGAAAACUCGACAAUAACUUUCAAAACAUAGCAUCGGUGCAGUCUCUGUUUUUGGACUCUUGCCAAAGAAUACAAGACGAUGAAUCAGAUCUGGACACUAUGGUAACUGAAGUCUUGGAAAAAAUUCUCGAUUUGAUUAUAAACAGGACGUCGACGAUUGAGAAACAAUCAGUCGAACUGUUGGAAGGUGUGAAAUCUCACAAUAUUCAAAUAACACGUUUGGCGAAAGACACCAAAAAAAUGGUAAUGAAUUUAGCAGAGGGAAUAAGUCUAGAUCACAAAAAUUUGGAUGGCUCUAUUAUGGAUCUGGCAGAAAGAGCUGACAUGAUAACAACAGUAGUUCAGGAAAUGCAAGACCAAAUGUACGAGUGGAAUGAUACAAGCAGAAAAUCUCCAAAUCUACCACCUGCGAAAAAAUGUGUGAACUGUGACAAUUUCAUUUCAUACCCAAGUUUAGAUUUUUCUGAUAUGAGCGAUUCAAAAAACAAAGAGAAACAUAUUGAUGAUAUCCGUAAUCUUGACAAGGUGCAUUAUGGACAAGGAGUUGUGAAAGUCAUUACAGAAUUUGCCCAAGAGCCUAACAUCACUCGAGUUAACAGUUCGUCCGAUGUUUCAACUGGUUUCAAUGCGACAGUCGCUUCAAAAGAAAACAAUAAGAAAAACACCCCGUCAAAACAAGAUAAAAAUGAAAUAGAACCCAAAAUUCCAUCACACAAUGAAUCCAAUAAGACUAAACAGGAAAUCCCUGAAAUAACUGAAGAAGUCGCAACUCAACUCAUGCUCUCGUUCAUCAAAUUAAUUCGAGAAAAAAUACUGCUCAGGGAUUUUCUCAAUGAAAAACUAACUGGCCAAAGUUACCAAAGCAUAACUGACAUGAUUCAGCAUUUAAAACCGAUAAAAACCAUACCAAGAGAAUUCAUACGAGAGCUGGAUCAGUACGAUGAUAGGGUUAAAUUUGAUAAAAUUUAUUCGCAUAAUGCGGAACCGAUGAAUUAUGAUGAGGCGAUAACUUAUGAUGACGUUUAUUCAUAACAGGGUAUUAAAAAUUUCUUACUUUUUUAUUUUAUUUAUAUAAAAAAGUAAACUAGACUUUCAUCAUCAAUUACUUUAAAAAAUAUUUGUAAGGAUAAUUUUACACAACAUUUUCAAAGUAUUGUCUUUCAUAAAAAAAAAGUACAAAGAUAGUUUAUAUUAAAGUCAACCAUUUCAAACCAGGAGGCUAGGCAAUCAAAGCCUGAUUGUACAAAUAAUUCCAAUGACCAUACGGACAUGUUUAGUGUGUACGUGCAUGACUGUGUGUGUCAUUUGACAUAUAAUUUAAAAUAAGAAGCUAAUAUAAAACAGUUGUUUUAAUAAAUUUCUUUUUUAAAAAAUUA
This is a messenger RNA of Cimex lectularius (bed bug), 2649 nucleotides long. Its product is annotated as putative leucine-rich repeat-containing protein DDB_G0290503. The record is from RefSeq and is a predicted model, not a curated record. The transcript is spliced from 10 exons. Bases 263 to 2305 code for a protein of 680 amino acids. Lineage: Eukaryota; Metazoa; Arthropoda; Insecta; Hemiptera; Cimicidae.